UAACAACUUUGUGUGGCAACUCUGAGAAGCGCUUCUCUGGAGCAUGGCAACUGUGUCCUGGGAAACCAGCUGGGGCGGUCCGAACUGGUCUACGUUGGUGACCAGGGGAAGAACGAACUUCACCUCUUCCUUUUUCCCUGACUAUACCAACCUCAGCCAUGCUCAUGGAGAAAGCCCGUUUUUUUGGAUCAUCCCUGAAAACAGUUCCGCCACCGCUGGCCCCCCUACGCACUCUCCCCCCACAGUAAGGACACGGGACCUGGCUCUGGCCCGUGCAGAGAUCGGGGUUCUGGGGCUGGUGUUAGCGCUGACAGCCCUGGGGAACGGGUUUGUGCUCUGGGUGCUGCUCAGAAGGAGGAAGCACCAUGCUCCCAUGCACGUCUUCAUGGUCAACCUGUGCGUGGCGGACCUGGUGGUGGCCUUCUUCCAGGUCCUUCCCCAGCUGGUGUGGGACAUAACAGAGCGCUUCCAGGGUCCCGACGCCCUCUGCCGCUUCGUGAAGUACCUGCAGAUAGUGGGGAUGUUCGCCUCCUCCUACAUGAUCGUGGCCAUGACCGUGGACCGACACCACGCCAUCUGCUUCCCUCUACAGGCGUACCGCGGAGGGGCCACGUCACGCUUUAACACGCCUGUCAUCGCGGCCUGGGGCCUGGCCGUGGUGCUCAGCCUGCCUCAGAUAUUCAUCUUCUCAAGGUCAGAGGUUUCCCCAGGGGUGUUUGAGUGCUGGGGACACUUCACAGAGCCCUGGGGGCUCAAAGCCUACGUCACUUGGAUGACCGUGGCUGUGUUGGUGUUGCCGGCUCUCAUCAUCACCAUUUGCCAGGUGCGAAUAUUCAGAGAGAUCCACAACAACAUCUAUCUUAAGUCAGAGAGAGUGGUGGCUGCAGAAUAUAAGAGAGCCUCUGUCCUCUUCCACUUCCAAAACCAGCAGCAGAAAGGACAGAGGGGGAGGGGUGGAGGAGGAGGGGGUAGAGAGGGACGAGGAGUCCCCGCCCCCAAUUAUAAUCUCACCAACCAUCAGAACUCUAGCGUAGCAGAACCUUCGCCUGUCCCUGAUGCACCUGAGAGCUCGGACACCUCCCCUUCUCUGGUUCCCCACACUGUCUGCUUGCAGCCCUCCCCCGGUAACUCCACCUCCUACAGCAGCCAUCCACACCCCGCACGCUCCUAUGAUCUCCCUCCCGAUGGUGUCCCCGAUCCCUCCACCCACGGGCCCGCAGCGGAGUAUCCUCCCCUGGCCCCACCCCACCCCCCACCGCUGGGCGUGUCCAAGGCCAUGUCCAAGACAGUGCGGAUGACUCUGGUGAUAGUGCUGGUCUACACCAUGUGCUGGUCCCCCUUCUUCAUCGUUCAGCUGUGGGCUGCUUGGGACCCCAACCCCCCAGACCAAGGAGUAGCCUUCACCAUCCUGAUGCUGCUGGCCAGCCUCAACUCCUGCACCAACCCCUGGAUCUACACGGCCUUCUCCAGCAGCAUGUCUCGCGAGCUGCAGGGCCUCCUCUGCUGCAGGUCCCGGGCCUCACGGCGCGGCUCCCUGCCGGACGACUCAACCACCACCACGCACACCUCCACCACCACCAAGGAUGGCAUGUACUGA
Megalops cyprinoides (Indo-Pacific tarpon) is the source of this 1597-nucleotide messenger RNA. RefSeq names its product arginine vasopressin receptor 2a, duplicate b (gene avpr2ab). Gene Ontology annotation, cellular component: membrane. Bases 44 to 1597 code for a protein of 517 amino acids. Gene Ontology annotation, biological process: G protein-coupled receptor signaling pathway; regulation of systemic arterial blood pressure by vasopressin; positive regulation of vasoconstriction. The transcript is spliced from 7 exons. Lineage: Eukaryota; Metazoa; Chordata; Actinopteri; Elopiformes; Megalopidae. The record is from RefSeq and is a predicted model, not a curated record. Gene Ontology annotation, molecular function: vasopressin receptor activity; peptide binding.